Messenger RNA from Odobenus rosmarus divergens (Pacific walrus), 978 nucleotides. It is a transcript of the gene DEGS2, whose product is annotated as delta(4)-desaturase, sphingolipid 2. Gene Ontology annotation, molecular function: sphingolipid delta-4 desaturase activity. Gene Ontology annotation, cellular component: membrane. The record is from RefSeq and is a predicted model, not a curated record. Bases 3 to 974 code for a protein of 323 amino acids. NCBI's taxonomy places the organism in Eukaryota, Metazoa, Chordata, Mammalia, Carnivora, Odobenidae. The transcript is spliced from 3 exons. Gene Ontology annotation, biological process: ceramide biosynthetic process; sphinganine metabolic process.
CCAUGGGCAACCGCGCGGGCCGCACCGACUUCGAGUGGGUCUACACCGACCAGCCGCACACGCAGCGGCGGAAAGAGAUGCUCGCCAAGUACCCGGCCCUCAAGGCCCUGAUGCGGCCGGACCCUCGGCUCAAGUGGACGGUGCUGGGGCUGGUGCUGGCGCAGCUGCUGGCCUGCCGGCUGGCGCGGGACCUGCCAUGGCGCUGGCUGCUCUUCUGGGCCUACGCCUUCGGCGGCUGCAUCAACCACGCGCUGACACUGGCCAUCCACGACAUCUCGCACAACGCGGCCUUCGGCUCGGGCCGCGCGGGGCACAACCGCUGGCUCGCCGUGUUCGCCAACCUGCCCGUGGGCCUGCCCUACGCCGCCUCCUUCAAGAAGUACCACGUGGACCACCACCGCUACCUGGGUGGCCACGGGCUGGACGUGGACGUGCCCACGCGCCUGGAGGGCUGGCUCUUCUGCACGCCGGCGCGCAAGCUGCUCUGGCUGCUGCUGCAGCCCUUCUUCUACUCGCUGCGGCCGCUCUGCGUGCACCCCAAGGCCGUGACCCGCAUGGAGGUGCUCAACGCCCUGGUGCAGCUGGCCGCCGACGCUGCCCUCUUCACCCUGUGGGGGCUCAAGCCCGUGGUCUACCUGCUGGCCAGCUCCCUGCUGGGCCUCGGCCUGCACCCCAUCUCGGGCCACUUCGUGGCCGAGCACUACAUGUUCGUCAAGGGCCACGAGACGUACUCCUACUACGGGCCCCUCAACUGGAUCACGUUCAACGCGGGCUACCACGUGGAGCACCACGACUUCCCCAGCAUCCCGGGCUGCAACCUGCCCCUGGUGCGGAAGAUUGCUCCCGAGUACUACGACCACCUGCCGCAGCACCACUCGUGGGUGAAGGUGCUCUGGGAUUUCGUGCUCAAGGACUCCCUGGGGCCCUACGCCAGGGUGAAGCGGGUGUGCAGGCUGGCCGAGGACGGUCUGUGAGCCC